Harmonia axyridis is the source of this 500-nucleotide messenger RNA. It is a transcript of the gene RpL36A, whose product is annotated as 60S ribosomal protein L44. NCBI's taxonomy places the organism in Eukaryota, Metazoa, Arthropoda, Insecta, Coleoptera, Coccinellidae. The transcript has 3 exons. Gene Ontology annotation, cellular component: cytosolic large ribosomal subunit; ribosome. Gene Ontology annotation, molecular function: structural constituent of ribosome. Gene Ontology annotation, biological process: translation. The coding region runs from base 155 to 469 and encodes 104 amino acids. The record is from RefSeq and is a predicted model, not a curated record.
AAGUCUGUGCAUUCUUUGUCCAUAGAAUAUAAAUAAAAAUAUCCGUAUUCUGAGUAACCUCUUCUUUAACGCGUUCUUUUAGAGAUUCCCAGGGAAAGAUUGGGUAGAAAUCCGUUCUUACUUUGACGGAUCGGAAUUUUUAAAGAGUUUCAACAUGGUUAACGUACCGAAGACCAGAAGGACCUUCUGUAAAAAAUGCAAGGUCCAUAAGAAUCAUAAGGUUACCCAAUAUAAAAAAUCGAAAGAACGUCAUGCUGCUAGAGGUAGAAGACGUUACGACAGAAAACAGCAAGGUUUUGGAGGUCAAACCAAGCCUAUUUUCCGUAAAAAGGCCAAAACAACAAAGAAAAUUGUGCUCCGUAUGGAAUGCAGUGACUGUAAGUACAGGAAACAAGUUCCUUUGAAGAGGUGUAAGCACUUCGAACUUGGAGGUGACAAAAAAAGGAAGGGACAGAUGAUUCAAUUUUAGUUGUAUCAAUAAAUAAAGUUAAUUAAUUAAA